ACCGGUAGCGUGUAUCUACGGUACCGGUGGAUAUUAGUUAAAAUAAAAUGUCGUACACUAAAUUCAGUUUUUCAUUUUAUAUCACGCACUGUUGCUUAUUUUUGAGUCUUGUAAAUGCAAGUGCUCAGAUAUCAUUAAAAAAUACUUUCGUGGAACAACUUACUGAAGAAAACUGGGAUCGUAUGCUAAUCGGAGAAUGGAUGGUGGUAUUUUAUGCACCAUGGUGUCCUGCUUGUAAAGCAUUGGAACCAGUUUGGGAACAUCUUGCUUCACAAAAGAAGGAUCUAAAUAUCAAUGUAGGAAAAGUUGACGUAACUGAUUCUCCAGGACUUAGUGGGAGAUUUAUGGUUACAGCUUUACCAACAAUAUAUCACGUUAAGGAUGGCAUAUUUAGACAGUAUAAGAGUCCUAGGGAUAAAGAUUCAUUAAUUGAAUUUGUAUCCGAAAAUACUUGGGAAAUGAUUGAACCAAUUCCUAGUUGGAAGAGUCCAGCUUCGGUUCAAAUGUCUGUUAUUAGUAAAUUUUUUAAACUAUCACAAGUGUUGCGGGGAAUACAUAAUAGACUCAUGGAAGAUUUUGGAUUACCUACAUGGGCAUGUUAUUUGAUUUUUGCCAUUGUUACUAUUGUUGUAGGUGCAACAUUGGGAUUGUUUGUUGUUUGCUUGAUCGAUUGUAUAUAUCCACCAAAACCUGUGAUGCUUCAAGAUAAAAUGAAAGAAAAGGAAGGAUCAGGUGGGUUUAUGCAAGAAAAAAGUAUACAAGAUGAAGAAAUUGUUGAACAUGUUAAGGAUGACUUAGUAGAUGAAGAAUCUGAACAAGAUGAAUCAGAAGGAGAAGAAAAAGAAAAAGAUGCAGAUGAAGAUUCUAAAACUGAACCAAGUAGUCCAAAUGUUCGUAAACGUAAGCCACGAAAAGCUGAUUACUAUAGUAAAUCACUAUCUAUAUUACAUAGAACAAUAAUGGCUAAAGCAAAUAUGGUUAAAAAUAUUAAAAAACGAUCAAUAAGCGAGGCUGAAGCAAUCUUACAGAAAACUGAGGUAUUAGGAAAUUUGAAAAAAGAUGUUAAAAAAAUGAGAACAGUGAAUGGAACUACACAAAAAGAACAAACAAAUAAACAGGUUAAAAAGGAUGCAGAAAAAAAAUUUAAAAAUCAGAAGAAGAAAGAUAAUGAUUCAAAAGCUGUUCAAAGUUUUAUUAAGAAAGAAACAAUUGAUGUUAGUCCACAAAAAAAUAAAAAGGAAAUAUUAAAAGAAGGAGAAAAGUUGAAAUUGUUAAGAACGAGACAAGAAUAUCGUAAAAAACGUAAAGUGAAUAGGCGUUUAAAACGUUAUGGAGUAGCACUUAAUUUAACUGUUGAUCAAAUAAAAGAAAAAGUUCAAUUAUUAGAAGGUCGAGAAAAACUCACAAAAACUGCUAAGCGAAAAUUAGGAGCACUUAAAAAAAAGUUAAGAGUAAAUGAAGGAAUUGAUAAGCCAAAACAAAUUACAAAAAAACAGGUGGGGAAAGUAAUAAAUGAAAUAUCAUUAGAAGGUAGAAAGAAAAGACAAAUACAAAAUGAUGAACAAAAAAAAAUAUUGCAAGGGAAACUAGAAACUAAAUUAAAUAAGGAAAAUAAAAAAAAGGAUGUUAAACAGAAUAAGAUUUUACUCUCAAAACAAAAAAAUGAAGACGAUGGUGGUGAUAAAGAAGUUGAGAUGGAUAAUGAAGUAAGUGAAGAUGGAGAUGAAAGUACUGUAAAAGUCAAAGUAGAAAAAGUUGACGACGACGAUGAUGAUGACGACGACGGCGACGAUGACGAUGAAGACGACGACGACGAUGAUGAUGACGACAAUGACGACGAUGACGACGACGACGACGACGACGACGAUGACGAUGAAGAC
Molecule: messenger RNA, 1880 nt
Organism: Eufriesea mexicana
Lineage: Eukaryota; Metazoa; Arthropoda; Insecta; Hymenoptera; Apidae
Product: glutamic acid-rich protein
Exons: 6
Cellular component (GO): endomembrane system
Molecular function (GO): disulfide oxidoreductase activity
Source: RefSeq, a predicted model, not a curated record